AUGUACGGCCGCAAAACUCCUUCCACUUAUCGUUCAACACCUUCAGUGUAUUCACAUUAUACUGGAAAAUCAUCGACAAACCUCCGUUCGUCUAAAUCAUUGCGUUCACUGAGGGUACCAUGGUAUCAGAAACCAAUCUUACAUGAUGCCUAUUUCUUGGAUCUGCAGAGGGGCUCUCUACUGACGGGUUUCUUUUCACUGUUUAUAUCACUCUUCACCUUCGCACAAAGUAUCUUUGACCUCUACUGCCUGUACAUGGCAACUCCAGGUUUCACACACACAGGAUAUUACGUCAUCAGCUACCAGUUUGUCUAUGUGGGCAGUCCUCCAGUUCGCAAUGUCCUAAUAAUAUUCUCUCUGUUCUCCUGGGUGGGGUCCAUGGUAGUACUUGUUACCAGCAUCAUCCUGGUAAAUGCUCUCAGAAAGGAAUACGAGAAACGAUGCGUACCCUGGCUGUAUUCAUUCGGUGUCUUCAUACUGUUCAGGCUGGUGGCGUUCAUCUUCGCCUCAAUAGUGAACGAUAUGAUCUUCUCCUAUAACGUGCUCAUUUGUCUGGUCUGGAUAGUGUUCUGUGUGGUGGGCUGCUACGGGUGGGUGUUGGUGUAUAGCUUGUACCUUGAGCUCGCCGACCUCACCAAGUUGGAGGAUUUGGCUCAUUUGAGGAUGGGUACGAUGGCUUCCCUGAAUGCGUCGCUGGCAGGCUCCCGCCCCACGACUCCUCACAGCACGGUGUCCACGAUGCCCGCGUCACAGAUCUGA
This is a messenger RNA of Arctia plantaginis, 759 nucleotides long. NCBI's taxonomy places the organism in Eukaryota, Metazoa, Arthropoda, Insecta, Lepidoptera, Erebidae. The record is from the annotation of a GenBank genome assembly.